Messenger RNA from Entamoeba dispar SAW760, 2403 nucleotides. RefSeq lists its product as uncharacterized. NCBI's taxonomy places the organism in Eukaryota, Evosea, Mastigamoebida, Endamoebidae. The coding region runs from base 1 to 2403 and encodes 800 amino acids. The record is from RefSeq and is a predicted model, not a curated record. The transcript has a single exon.
AUGGUCUUUGGAGGUUGUUCAAGAGGUAUUGGAACACAAUUACUGUCAAUGAAUGAUGAUAGUUUUACUGGUUGUGGUUCAGCUGCUAGGUUGAUAUUUAAUGACAAGAGAAAAACAACUUUCUUUGUUUUUAUUACUGGGUCUGAUGUAAAUGAUGUUGGAAUUUUUGGAUUAAGAAUCAAUAAAUUACCAGCAACAAGUAAUAAAGAAUGUAAAUACGCUCAAGAGAUUAAUCAAUACCCAACAUAUAGAGAGGCUACAACAACGGGUAUUCCCCCUAAUUAUAAAGGGUUAUCAGGACUGUUUUAUACUAUCAAAGGCAAUGGAGAUAGGAUUCAUAUUUCUACAUGUCAUAGAGCGACUAAUGUAGAUACAGUAAUUAAUGUAUUUGAUAGUUGUGAAUUAAUGAAUCCAAUUUCAGUUCAAACAAGAGUUUGUGAUAAUAAAAAUAUGGGAUCAAAAAUAUUCAUUGAUACACAACCAGGUAAAGUUUAUAAUGUUCAUAUAUCUUCUACCCCAAAGAAAAGAGGAAUGUUUAUUGUUGCAUUUGAAACAGAAAAUACAAUUGUACCUCAAACAUGUGAAAAAUCUACUGCAAUUACUUCAUUACCAUUUGCAAGUACAACUAAAUUAGAUGGGAAUACAUUGAGUAUGUCAUGUGGUAAUACUCAACAAAAAGUCGGAGCAUGGUAUUCAAUUGUAGGAGAUGGAUAUGAUUAUAUUUUAUAUACUUGUAAUAGUAUGAAUGGACCUCAAGAUGGAACAAUGAUAGAAAUAUUUGAAAGUUGUAAUUCAAAUAGUCAAUGUAUGAUGAAUGAUAACGGAUGUGGGUUACAUGGUAAGAUUAGUAAAAAACUAGAAAUGAAUAAAAAUUAUUUCAUUAAAGUUAGUUGUACAAAUCCUCACACACAGUGUAGAGUUACUUUGAAUGUAGAAAAAUUAAAUACCCAAGGAGAUAUUAAUAGUUGUAUCAUUGCUAAAACUGUAGAAAUUACAAGUAGAACAGAUUCUUUUACAGAUUCUUUUGAUAUCACUACUGCAAGAACAUCUGAAACAAAAUGUGGUGGAGUUAAGCCAAGAAAAGGGUUGUGGUAUAAAGUUGUAAAUAAUUAUAAAUAUGCUUUUCCUUUAUUUAUUCAAACAAAUGUACUUUUGGCCUCUUCUACUAAACACACUGCAGAAAUUCAAAUGUACCGAAGUUGUACAUUGGAGUGUGAAGAAAGACAAUUAUCUGUUCAACAUUUAACACUAAAACCAAAAGAAACAGUUAUGUUCUUUAUCACUACAGAUGAGACUGAAGGGCAACUUGGUAUUUUCAUUAGAGAAGAUCACAGAAUACAACACGACACUUGCAAAACAGCAUUAGAGUUUAAUGCUCCAUUUACUGUGGUUGAAUAUAAACCAAAUACUGGAAGAACAACUAACCCUGUAUGUGCAGCUAAUCUUGUUGGAAGACAUACAGGUAUUUAUUAUUAUUUCCAAAGUCCUGUAACAGAUACAAUGAUUGUAGAAACUUGUGGUCUUGAAACACAAUUUGAUACUUAUGUUGAAGUAUUCCAAGGAUGUGGUAGCGACGCUAGCUGUGUUUUAUCUAAUGACGAUUCUCCAGAAUGUGGUAGUUCUGCUUCAUAUGUAAAAUUUGAAGCACAACAAGGAGCAGAAUACUAUAUUUAUGUUUCUGAAGCUAGUAAAGCAAUAGACACUGAAGGUACAUUUAGACUUAAUGUUUAUACACUCAAUCCACCAUCUCAUUCUACUUGUCAACGAGCAGAAUUAUUAACUCCUGGACUAACACAAUACGCACUUACUAAAUAUGCAGUUGAAUCCGUAAGUACUUGUUCUAAAGAUGUAAGUCAUAACAUCGAUUCAUUAACAUUUGGAAGAUUUGGAAGAAAGAAAGGAACACAAAAUCACUUAAAAGGAGUAUGGUAUAAAUAUUCUUCUACAGUUAAAGGAAAGUUACACAUUAACACAUGUAAUGCUGCAACUUCAGUAAGAACAAGAAUGGGUGUUUACAAAAGUUGUGGUGUUGUUAGCGAUGUUAGUGUUCCAGAUCAAUGUAUAAUAGAACACACAGUUUCUUAUCAGUCUUGUUCAACAAGAGGGACUUAUGUGAGCGUUGACCUGAAUCCUGGAGAAACUGUGUUUAUUUUUGUUGGUGGAGAAACAGCAAAAGAUGUUGGUUUUGUUGCUGUUGAUUCAGAAUUCCAAACAGAAGCUCCAGAAUAUGUUCCAAUUGUUUAUACUCCAAGAAUUGGUCCAAAAAGAAUUAAAGAACGAAGAACAUUGUGGAUGUUAUGGGCGUUCUGGUGGUUUGUUUAUGCAUUAGUUUGUGUUAUGACAUUUGGUGCAUUAAAAUAUUUUGGAGCUAACGAUGACUUCUUGGGAUAUCAUGAACUUUAA